Penaeus chinensis is the source of this 4290-nucleotide messenger RNA. RefSeq names its product pollen-specific leucine-rich repeat extensin-like protein 1. The transcript is spliced from 2 exons. The record is from RefSeq and is a predicted model, not a curated record. The coding region runs from base 221 to 2197 and encodes 658 amino acids. NCBI's taxonomy places the organism in Eukaryota, Metazoa, Arthropoda, Malacostraca, Decapoda, Penaeidae.
GCGCCCCCACUCACCUGUGCAGUGUUCGCGACGCACCCCGAGCGAACCGGAGGUGGGGAGCGUCCUCUCCCAGUGCGAGUGACAAACCAUCAUGCGCAAGUGUGCCCUCAUAAGGCUGUAGUUUAGAAAACGUGCUAAAUUAUUUUCUGGAUAUCGGUGCGCUCUUCAGUGGUGAGGAUUUUUGAAAGAUUAUCAGUGACUGUUUGAGUGCGUUCACAUCAUGAAGAUGGCCAGGCGAGGAGGCGCGGACCCAACACCCAUAUGCCGUUGCCGAGUGUUGUACCUGGGGUCCUCGGUGCCCCAGGUCACGAAGGAUGGCCUGCAGGGCAUCCAGGAACCCCUGAGAGAGCUGUAUCCUGCUGAAGGGGCGGUCAGUGCCCGAGGGAUCGACUCAUGGCUUUCUGUGUGGUCGAACGGACUUCUGUUGGAGAAUGUCGACGAGAACCAGAAAAAGGUCACUCGGUUCUUCCCCAUCGACUCUCUCCAUUACUGCGCCGCCGUCAGGUACGUGGUCGUGUCGGGCGGCGGGGAUGCGACCGUCCCGAGGUUCCUGCCGCUGGACUCGCCCUUCGCCCGGAACCCCAACAUCAACCACCCGCCGCUCUUCGCCUGCAUCAUGCGCAGGACCACAGGCAUCAAGGUGCUGGAAUGCCACGCUUUCAUCUGUAAGCGUGAGACGCCUGCCAAUGCGCUCGUGCGCUGCUGCUUCCACGCCUAUGCGGACUCCAUGUACGCCCGCACCCUGGAGGGCGGAAACAGCCAGUACGGCUCCGUGUACGGCGGCCGGGCCACGGAGGAACGGGCCAUCGAAAUCGAGGACUUCAGCAGUGCCGCUUCUGAAAUCAUUCCUGUGUCGGUGAACUCGUCCCCGACCCAGGAAGCGCCGGCCUCCCCGACCUCACAGGGCUCGCCCGGGGACGAAAUAUCCAUAUACAACGGCGACGAGAAUCACAAGGUGUGGGCGGGGCCGCCGAAGACGGAGACUGACCUCAUCUACUCGGAAUACAAUUCGGGCACGAUGCGAUCGGCGAGGUCCACGUCGUCGCUCUACGGCACGGCCGGCGGCACGAGACCUUCGCGGCCGCGGCAGAUGAUCAUGCCCUCCGUGGCCCCGCCGCCGCCACCGGAGGUGGACAAGGACAAAAAGUCAAAGAAGGACUCGAAAAAUAAGUCUCGGCGCGACGACGACGAGAUGAGUCGCCUGACCAACGGCGUCCCGACGCGCCCCGCCAGCGUCGUCAACGGCGGCCCGCGGCACCACAACGGCAGCCUCCCCAGGCACAUGAACGGCCACUCUUCGCCGCCCAAGGGCAAGGGCAAGUUCCCUCGCCUCCUACACGGGAGCAGCAGCCUCUCCGACAGGAGGAGCAAGGGCAUGAGGGGCCCCCCUCCCUUCAUCAUGGUCCAGGGGCCACCCGGACCUCCUGGACCCCACGGGCCGCCCAUGCCUCAUGGCCCGCCGGGGCCACAUGGGCCACACGGGCCGCCUGGAAUUCAUGGGCCUCCUGGUCCCCACGGUCCACCAGGGCCGCACGGACCCCCGGGGCCUCCCCACAUGGUGCCCCCCAUGGGUCCCCCGAUGGGUCCCAUGCCGCCUCCUCCUCACAUGAUGCCCCUCCAGGGCCCUCCGCCUCCUCAUAUGCUGCCCCCGCCGGGCCCUCAUCACGCCAUGCUGCCUCCGCCCGGGCCUAUGGCAGCCUAUGGACCCCCUGGGCCCCACGGGCCUCCGGGCAGACGACCGCCGUCCCGCGUCCUCGAGGAACCUAUUUACAUGCCCUCCACGCGGCCUCUGAGCCCCACGGCCUCCUACCAGCCCGGCCACUUCCCCCACGAGCAGUACCUCCUGCAGCAGUACGCCACCACCGGCCGCCCCAAGCAUAAGAAGAAGAAAAAGAGCAAAAAGGAAUCCGACGAGGACAUCUACGGCAGGAAAGGGCACCUGAACGAGCGAGCUUUCUCCUACAGCAUCCGGGAGGAGCACAGGUCUCGCUCGUACGGCUCCUUGGCGGGUAUCGGCGAGGACUCCAUGAGUAAGAAGGAUCGCGAGAUCCUCCAGAUGGUCGCGGACCUCGAUCUGAGCGGCGAUGAACUGGAGCGCGUGGAGCCUCGGCCCGGAGUGUACCGCCCCCCGCACUCCGACCGAUUAUCCGCCGCGGGUACCAUCACCUCCAGAAUCUCCAGAGCCUCCCGACGGUGAACUUCCAGAGCGACGACAGGCAGAGAGGAAGCAACACUUAUCCAUCACCAGCGCCGAUCUUCUCGAGGAAAACAUUAAAAAGAAAAUAUAUAAUACUCGACCUGUUAUAUGUAUUAUAGACUUCGUGUCAUUUCGUGUCUCCGUCUCUGUAGUUACGAAAGCAUUUAAAAAUAUAUAUAUGACUUGUGAAAUCCGUGGCCAGUCUCGCGCGUCACGGAUGGUGGGCGUGAAAAGGAGGCGGAAGAUGGACGGAAGGAAGGCAUAGCGAUCACCCAUCCCGCUUCGUGGCUCGGUCGACUCUGUUGCAUUUAACGUCGGGGACUGGGUAUGAGGAGCGGUCGGCAGCGGCGGCGGGAAGGACAGGUGGGGAGGUAGGGCUGAAGGCAGAGGAAUGAUUGAAAGAGAGAGAGAGAGAGAGAAAGAGAGAGAGAAAAGAGAGAGAGAGAGAGAGAGAGAGAGAGAGAGAGAGAGAGAGAGAGAGAGAGAGAGAGAGAGAGAGAGAGAGAGAGAGAGAGCGAGAGCGAGAGCGAGAGCAAGAGAGAGAGAGAGAGAGAGAGAGAGAGAGAGAGAGAGAGAGAGAGAGAGAGAGAGAGAGAGAGAGAGAGAGAGAGAGAGAGAGAGAGCAGUUUCCACAACGGCCAAUCGACGCGCCACCGCAAGCUGUGGUCACGCGGUGGGACAGCGGGGCAACAGCGGACGACGCGGGUAACGAGGUUAGUUCGUCGAUAUAGGUGAGGGCAGAACGCUGUCGCAGGCUGGUACUACGCCCGUGGCCUACUGCUCUACUGCAGGCGAGCUCGCGACAUCGAAGUCCCUGUCCACCGCCAUAGCACCACGCCCAUCUAGCCACGCCCACUGCCAGCCGCAGGCUGUCACCGCCAGCUUGUUACCAGCGUCGAUUCGCAUGUGUUACCUCUAUUGCCGUUCGGUAGUAACAUGCGUGCACGAUUAGACGCGUUUCCAUUCCGAAACGGAAAUAGUUAAUUACUUUGUUAUUCAAACUAAAAGGUCUGUAGCCCUCUCCAUGGUAGCGGUUUAAGACGUCUUUGCUGUCUCAAGUAUUUCAAAAUGUGUGCGAGAAUACUGAGGGUUAGGCCACACCCCUUGCGCCAUUUCUCGCAGUGUUAGUGAAGGGAAGUUCGCUAACGUGAUAUUCAUUUGUUAUUUCGCACUGCAGCACAAUUAGUGUUGCUAUUACAGGCCAAGAUGAUAAACAGCAUGAAAUUCCAGUCACGAAUUUCAUGAAUAGAAAUAGCAGCAGUUGUAAUUUUUGCAAUCUUCAACGCCCAAAUCAGGACUUGGCGUUGGUAACAAGAAUGACGUUCAUGGAACAUUUAAAGUGUGUCAAUUACCCACUAUUGAACUGUUCUUAACUAUGUCUUGUCAGCUACCAAUCCUCGCCACAAACGGCACACCCAUUUACAGCUAUGGUAACGUGUGUGGAUAUUGCCUCAGUAAUGACCCUGUGGCUUCCGUCGAAUCAAGAGGGGGGGAGGAAGGAAGGAAGGGAGGAAAGAAGGAAAGGGGGUGGGUUGGGAUGGGAUGGGGGAGGGGGUAGCGGUAUUCUCCCGCGGGCUGGAAUAAACUUACCAAAGAAUGUGCGAUUUUCUCUCAAGUGAUGCGUGACACGAGCUUGUUCCGAAGCCCAGCACCCCGACUUAGCUCGACUUCUGACUUCGCCCGACCUACCCCGACCGCCUACUCCGCCCUACGCCCGCACGCUCCACGCCCGCGUUGCACAGGUUAAAGAAGAAAAUUAUCAGCUGCUGACAGCUCCACCGCCGCCGCACUUAUGCCUAUGGUGGAUAUAGGCCUAUACGUGUGGCUGACGUAGAUGCGGUGCGAAGCCAUUAGAGAGGAAAGGAGGUUUUGUGCCAUGAAAGUCAGUUUGUAUUUAAUAAAUUAUAGUUUUUUACGUGUUCCUUCCCCCGUCGCUGGUAUGUUGUUUACAACCUUCAGCUUAUCGUCUUAUUGCUCAUGUAACUAGUAUUUUUCUAUUUGUAUAUAUUUUUAUGCGCACACACACACACACACACACAGACACACACACACACACACACACACACACACACACACACACACACACACACACA